UUCAUCCUAACGAAACCAUUUAUAGGGAGUUAUGAUUCUGUUUUUCAGUUCAUUUAUCCUGUAAAUGGGGUCAUAAACAUUGAAGUACUAGGAAACAUUGGAUUGAUAUUCUACUCAUUCCUCAGUGGUUUGGAGAUGAAUUUGAAUACCAUUCUAAAAGCAAAUAGUAAAGCAAAAAGCAUUGCCAUUGCCGGGAUCGUCUUUCCCAUGGCGACGGCACCAGCUUUAUAUGCAUGCACCGAAAAGUUUAUAUGGGACCUUCUUUCUACAAACUUGAAGAAGACACAACUCAUGCUUAUUUACUUUGGACUCUAGUUAUCACUGUAACAGGUUUUCCAGUCGUAGCUUACUGCCUUUCUGAUCUCAAGCUCCUUCAUACGGGUCUCGGCAAAAAUGCUUUAACAGCAGCCAUGAUUAGUGAUACUUAUGCAUGGAUUCUUUUCACAUUAGCGGUUCCAUUUUGUAUUAAUGCUAAAGGAGCAAUUUACUCAGUGGUAUGUACCAUAAUAUUCAUUGUAUUUUGCAUCUUUGUGCUACAUCCUGUGUUUAUAAGGUUCAUUAAUAGCAAGACCGAAAAUGAUGACUGGAACAAUGGCCAGCUAGUCUUUGUGGUGAUGGGGGUCUUAGCUUUUUCAUACUUAACAGAUCUUCUUGGAACUCAUGGGAUUGUUGGGGCUUUUGUGUAUGGACUCAUUCUACCUCAUGGCAAAUUUUCUGACAUGGUUAUGUCAGUUUCAGAUGAUUUUGCUACUGGGUUUCUAGCACCAAUCUACUUCGCUGGAGUUGGAUUAAGACUCACAUUACCAUCUAUUUUUGAGCAGCAAAAUUGGCACUUGACAUUGCUAGUUGUACUUUUGCUGUGUGUUCCAAAGAUUUUAAGCACUAUGUUCACUGGUUUCUUCUUCGGCAUGUGCAACCAAGAAGGUCUAGCCUUGGGCUUGAUUAUGAAUACCAAGGGUGCCAUGGCACUGAUCAUGCUAAAUAUUGCUUGGGAUAGAGGGAUAUUCUCUCCAGCAACCUACACUGUUAUUACCUCUGUUGUUCUCCUAAUGACUGCAGUGGUAUCUCCAACUAUUAAUAUCAUCUACAAGCCUAGAAAGAUAUUUGGGCAGAACAAUCUAAAGACAAUACAAAAGCUAAGAGCUGAUGCAGAGCUUCGAAUUCUGACGUGUGUCCACAACACCCGCCAAGCCACCGGCAUGAUCAGCUUAAUUAAAUUAUUUAAUAUCACAAGACUUUCUCCAAUACAAGUUUUUACACUCUACCUUGUUGAAUUCACCAAACGCGGUGCUGCGCUUGUUGCUGCUCACAUGGAGAAGCCUAGAAGCCAUAACAGAGUGCAAAACCUGACUGCAACACAGGUAGAGUUAGAUAACAUUACUAGUAUCUUCGAAGAAUUCAGAGAGGAACAUGAUGCUGCAAGAGUCCAUACCUCAAGUGUCAUGUCAAACUACGACACCAUUCAUGAGGAUAUACACAUGACAGCAAAUGAGAAACAUACAAGCCUAAUUCUCCUUCCAUUCCACAAACAAUUAUCUUCAGAAGGGGUGUUAGAGACAACAAGUCUUCAAUAUAGAGAUAUAAACCAAAUGGUAAUGCAUGAUGCACCUUGUUCUGUGGGAAUCUUUGUUGAUCGUUGUUCUAGGAUCUUACCGAAAAAGGACUUCCACAUUCUCAUGCUUUUUAUUGGUGGUCCUCAUGAUCGUGAAGCCUUGGCUGUUGCGCAGAGGAUGGCGGGGAAGACAGAAGUCAUGCUAACAGUGCUUCGAUUCUUAUUUCUUGAUGAACUGGCAGAGGUGGAUACAAAAAGUUACCCUGAAGCGCAAAGGUUGUUAUCUUCUGUGAUGGACAUUGAGCAGCAGAAAGAGUUGGACGAUGAGUAUGUGAGUUCAUUCAGACUCAAAACAGUGAAUAUGAGUGAUAAUUCUAUAUCCUACUCAGAGAUCGGUGUGCAUUCUAUUACUGAUAUCAACACAGUCCUAAAUGAGAUAGAAAAUAAUGGCUGCGAUUUAUACAUAAUUGGACAAGGAAAUUGUAAGAACUCUCGUGUGUUCUCGAAUUUAUUGGAGUGGUGUGAUUUCCCAGAACUUGGAGUUAUGGGGGAUAUUAUUGCGUCAAAGAAUUUUAGUUCACGUUCAUCUAUGCUGGUUGUGCAGCAGUAUGGGUUUGGAGGAAUGGUUUAUGGAAAAGAUGGGUUCAAGUCGCUUGAGGUAUGCAUACAGGCAGUAGUUCAAAUCAGUCGAAUUCAGAUAAUGGUUCAUCGCAUGGAGCUGGAUCAUCUACAUAACCACAAAAAAGUUCCAUUUCAGAUCAAAGUAGCAUACUCACAUCAUCAGUUGGAACUUUCAAGUUCAAGGAAAAGUCCACUUGAUCCUUCCUUAAUGAAGGACUUGACUGCAUUGAUUGACAAAGACAAUGAAUUAGCAAAAAUGUUUCAGAGAGUUAAAGACUUUGUCGAGACUGAUGGUUCUUCAAAUUUCUAUCUCAAAUUGUAUUGUAACAAAACUAAGGAUCCAAGAACUUAUAAUAUGCCCACGGCUGAUGAGGUGGCGGCUUUGAUUAUAGGUGAUCUAGACACUGUGAAUGAAGGUGGGAUGCGAUACAUGUUCAACAAUUGUCAAGAUGACAUGACUAUUUGCAAAAGAUUUGAGUAUCUAGAUUUAUUUAUAACCAUGACCUGCAAUGCAAACUGGAAAGAAAUUCAAGAUUUUGUAACUCCAAGAGGUCUUCGAACAGAUGACCGACCUGACAUUGUGGCUAGAGUUUUCAAAAUGAAGUUGAAUGAUUUGAUGUCCAAUUUGAAGAAAGUACGUACACAAUUGUGUUUCAGAAAAAGAAGGCUUCCACAUGACCACAUCUUAAUAUGGUUGCAAGGUGAAGGGAAGUUUAAAACAUGGGAUGACAUUGAUAAGAGCUCAACUACAAUUGAUGAGGAAGGCUAUCCUAAAUACAGGAGAAGAAAUACUAGAGUUAGUGUUACAAAGAAAGACACUGUGAUGGAUAAUACGUAUGUUGUACCUUAUAAUCCAGGUCUCCUCGUGAGGUAUCAGGCCCAUAUCAACGUGGAGUACUGUAACAAGUCAAACUCCAUAAAAUAUUUGUUUAAAUAUGUAAAUAAAGGUCCUGAUAGAGUUUCUGUUGAAAUUUCUAAUAGAGAUAAAGAUUCAAAUAAAGAAAAAGGUGUUGACGAGAUAAAGCAUUAUUACGACUGCACGUAUUUGUCUCCAUGA
Messenger RNA from Lotus japonicus, 3230 nucleotides. Its product is annotated as cation/H(+) antiporter 15-like. Gene Ontology annotation, cellular component: membrane; endomembrane system. Gene Ontology annotation, molecular function: antiporter activity. The transcript is spliced from 8 exons. The coding region runs from base 234 to 3230 and encodes 998 amino acids. Gene Ontology annotation, biological process: regulation of pH; proton transmembrane transport. The record is from RefSeq and is a predicted model, not a curated record. NCBI's taxonomy places the organism in Eukaryota, Viridiplantae, Streptophyta, Magnoliopsida, Fabales, Fabaceae.